UGCAAGGACUUUCUAGAAAAUACAAUGAAAUCGCCCCUAUCCGCCAUCUCGCCAGUUUCUUUCUUUCCUUAAUUAACAAAGAAGUUCCUCUCCUAUUUUUCUCUUCUUCCUUUUUCCCCCUUUUUUUUUAUUAUUAUUAUUUUUUUUUAUAGUUUUGAUUUCACAUUCAAUCCUCUCCAUGUCCAUGGCUCUUCCUCAAAACCACUUUCAACAACAAUACCACCACCACCAGCAGCAGCAAUCUAAGAACUUAAGAAACUUGUACUCAAUUGACGGACAGGUUUAUUAUAACCCUGUUAAUUUACAAGUUCAAUCUCAGCAUCCUCCAUAUAUUCCACCUCCUUUUCAUGUUGUGGGGUUUGCACCGGGUCCGGCUACCAUUGCUGAUGGAAGUGAUGGGGGAGCUGAUUUGCCUUGGAAUAAUUAUGGGUUGGAACCCAAGAAAAAGAAGUUAAAGGAGCAAGAUUUUUUGGAGAAUAAUUCUCAGAUUUCAUCGGUCGAUUUCUUGCAAGCACGAUCAGUUUCAACUGGGUUAGGCUUGUCCCUUGACAAUACCCGUCUUUCAUCUUCUGGUGAUUCUGCUUUGAUUUCGCUCAUUGGGGACGAUAUCGAUAGGGAGUUACAGCGACAGGAUGCGGAAAUUGAUAGAUUCCUCAAGGUUCAGGGUGAUCGAUUGAGGCAAACUAUCCUAGAGAAGGUUCAGGCUAACCAACUCCAAGCUCUCUCGCUUGUGGAAGAAAAAGUUCUUGAAAAACUUCGUGAAAAAGAAGCAGAGGUAGAAAGCAUUAGCAAGAGGAAUAUGGAACUUGAAGAGCAAAUGGAACAAUUAUCUGUGGAAGCAGGAGCUUGGCAGCAACGAGCUAGAUACAAUGAAAGUGUGAUAAAUGCCCUCAACUUUAACCUUCAGCAAGUCUAUGCUCAAAGUAAAGAUAGCAAAGAAGGGUGUGGUGAUAGUGAGGUGGAUGAUACUGCUUCUUGCUGCAAUGGUCGUGCUAUUGACUUUCAUCUGCUCUCUAAGGAGAAUAAUGACAUGAAAGAAUUGAUGACUUGUAAGGUUUGCAAAGUCAAUGAGGUUUGCAUGCUUCUGAUCCCAUGUAAGCAUCUAUGCGUUUGUAAGGAUUGUGAAAGUAAGCUUAGUUUUUGUCCCCUAUGUCAGUCUAAGUUUGUUGCCAUGGAAGUCUAUAUGUAAUAGGAUAUAUUUAUAAAUGGCGCAAUGUUAUACUAAAGUUAUAUGCAUUGAUUAUGUCAUUUUAUUGCUUGAUACAGCCGCUGGUUUUUCUCC
Molecule: messenger RNA, 1282 nt
Organism: Ricinus communis (castor bean)
Lineage: Eukaryota; Viridiplantae; Streptophyta; Magnoliopsida; Malpighiales; Euphorbiaceae
Product: probable BOI-related E3 ubiquitin-protein ligase 2
Exons: 4
Coding region: 179-1189 (336 amino acids)
Molecular function (GO): ubiquitin-protein transferase activity
Source: RefSeq, a predicted model, not a curated record